Messenger RNA from Solanum stenotomum, 774 nucleotides. RefSeq lists its product as uncharacterized. Bases 21 to 554 code for a protein of 177 amino acids. NCBI's taxonomy places the organism in Eukaryota, Viridiplantae, Streptophyta, Magnoliopsida, Solanales, Solanaceae. The record is from RefSeq and is a predicted model, not a curated record. The transcript is spliced from 2 exons.
UUUUUCAGCACAGAAUUCUAAUGGAAGAAGAAGGAGGAGCACGAAAAUCGCCUAGAAGAAGUCCGCGGAUACUUAGUGAUGUUGGUACUUCGAAUCAGAAAGUUUAUAGAAGGAGUCGAAUGAGGGGUCAAGUUUCAUCUCCUACUGAUGAAGUUAAUGACUGUCCCAAUUUUAGUUUGGGAAUCUCACAAGGAUCGGGUGAGCAAAACAAGGGUGAGCAGAACAAGGGUGAGCAGAACAAGGAGGAGCAGAACAAGAAGCAGAACAAAGGUAAAAAACGAGUUAAAGAGGUGAACAAUGUGAAGAAAUCGAAAAAAAGAUGCGUUGAUUUAGCAUCUACGUCGAAGAAAAUUGUGGACUGUGAUGACGAUUUUGAGGUUUUACCUCCUCAAUUUCAGUCAAAAAAAUUGAAAAAUAAAGAUGGGCAGGAGAAGAAGAAGCCAGUGAAGGAUGCAAAAACACGAAAUCGAUUGCCCAACAAUGUCAUUCUACCAGAGAGUAGAUAUCCGGGACUGUGGAGUUUUCGUUGCUGCAUUUGCGGAGUUUGUAAGUAAUGGCCAACAUAUUCUAAAUCAACAAGUAAAGGCAGACAUUCUCCGAAAGAGAUUUGGAGCUAUAUGAUGGGAAUAUGCAAGAAGGAAGCAAGCGAGUGACCUUCAAAGUGAAGACGAAAGACCGGAAAGAUAAAGAAAUAUAGUUAUAUUAGUUAGUAUGACUGUGAAAACUAUAUGGUGUAAAAACAGUUUGUAGUUAGUAUGGCUAUGAAAAACUAUA